This is a messenger RNA of Xenia sp. Carnegie-2017, 3220 nucleotides long. RefSeq names its product RNA-binding motif, single-stranded-interacting protein 2-like. Gene Ontology annotation, cellular component: nucleus; cytosol; ribonucleoprotein complex. Lineage: Eukaryota; Metazoa; Cnidaria; Anthozoa; Malacalcyonacea; Xeniidae. Gene Ontology annotation, molecular function: poly(A) binding; poly(U) RNA binding; mRNA 3'-UTR binding. The record is from RefSeq and is a predicted model, not a curated record.
CUAAUUCACUGUGGAUUCUGCUGUUUAUUCAUACUAUUUGUACAUGUAGCGGCGGGAAAUUUUUUUCUUAUCUGGUAACUUCAUUUUUUUCCGCUCUCCGAUAAAUUUUUUUCAGGCGAACGCACAGUUUUGUUCAAGCGUAUUUUCUAAAACAUUGUUUAAGUUGGAGUAUUCGAAUUAUUUGCUGUAAAACCCGGGAAAGCGUAAAAAAAUUACCUUGGCAUACUACGGUAGCUCUUGCGCCGUACAUCAAAGGCAACUGCACGAACAUGAAUUGCUUACAUUCCUGGCGCUGCACUCAAAGGGGUCGUCGUAUAUCUUAGUGCUUCAAUCGGAAAUUAGCUGCUUGCUAUUGUAGCCGGUCAUUAAAGAUACUAGGUUUGUUGUCAUUGUACGCCAUGGUCUUAUCGCCAUUUCAUUGAACGCUUGGUCGUAAGAGUAAUAUAUGAACUAUAUCUGCAGCUGUUUGCUGCUCGUUGAAAAUGAACGAUACGGUACCUCAUAAUGAAGAACUCGCUCACACAAAUCUUCUGCCGAGCAGAAGCGAAUCUGACGAACUCAGUGAUUGCAGCAGCGAACAAGACAGCAGGUUAUCUGGCACUAUAGAGAAUAGUGAAACCACUAACUCGGAUCAGAUUUUAGAAAACGAAGGCAGCCGACCAGAGUGUGAGAAAAAUAUAGAUGGCGAUAACGAAAAGAAGAAACAUCGCCAAUCUCCUUUACAAAAGAAACAAAAGGCCAGUUCUACAAAUUCUAACAAGUUUCGAAACAAUAAUUACCUUCCUCGAGGACGAUAUUCAACCCAACCCAACCAAUAUACCAGAUAUCAACAACCUUCUUGGCCAAUCAGCUAUCCUUAUCAACAUGCAAACUAUUUUCAUUCGUUUCAACCUUCAUAUCAUCAAAUCAACAACCCUCUAUUGCUCAAUGGCGUUUCGAAUAGCAAUCGUAGACUUAGCAGCGACAGCUCAACUGGCUCAACAGAGAAAUUGAGUAAAACUAAUUUGUACAUACGUGGAUUAAAUGCUUCCACAACUGACGAAGAUUUAGUGAAUUUAUGUAGAGAGUAUGGAACAAUAAUAUCGACAAAAUCUAUUUUGCAUAAGGAUUCUAACAUGUGUUAUGGGUUUGUUGAUUUUGAUCACCCGCAAUCUGCCCAAACAGCGGUAGCUGCAUUAACGGCAAAUGGAAUCCCGCAGAUGGCUAAGCAACAAGAGCAGGAUCCAACAAAUCUUUAUUUUCAAAAUUUACCCACUAUUGUUGAUGAAACUACACUUGAGAGCAUGCUUAAACCCUACGGUAUAGUUAUAUCGACUAGAAUACUACGAGAUACAAGUUCAUGCAGUAAGGGCGUUGGCUUUGCAAGAAUGGAAACAAAAGAAAUAUGUGAAAACAUUAUUAAAAAACUGAAUGGAACUUUUAUUAAAGGGUCUACAGAACCCUUGCUUGUAAAAUUUGCUGAUGGCGGUCCAAAAAAAACCAAGCAGUCAACAGACAGACUUUGGCGUGGUGCUUUAAAAGAGCCUCAUAACAUGGCAUUCGACAUUUCGCCUUUAAAUGGACGAAUGAAUAUGGCUGUUGCAACAAAUGUUUCCUCAUCUCAUUCAUCUUUAACACCGGGUAGUUACCCUCAAGGCACAUCACCUGGCUUACCUACAGGAUAUCAACAGUAUGCUACUUGGCAAGGCAUUUCUAAUCCAACAUAUCUUCCUCUUCAGACACAAGUUGCUGCAGGUCAAAUUCCUUUAAGUCCAACUGGAACUCUUGAUCAGGGAAUGCACGCUAGCAAUCUACAGCAAAUAACAAACCAGUUUCAUCAUAUGCAUGUCUCUGGAAAUCCAUAUAUAAGUGCCAUGCAUGGUGGAUAUCCUUCUCAACAACCGUGGCAUCAUAUUAUGCAAAAUCCCCAAUCUCAUCACAUGAUUCAAAUGCCAUUCAAUGAGGAGCUCGCUUUAACUAAUGAUGGCAGCGAAUCUACACUUCACGGACAGCCUGUUCAAGCUGUUUCUUCUGGGCAGUCUUCGAUCCACGUUCAACCUAAUAAUCUUGGACAGUUAGAUCCAACUGUCUUAGACGAUCAGAGAGCUUCCAAUUAUCCUGCUACAAUGGUUACAUACCAAAGGUCUUGAUGAAAGACAUGAUGGUAUUAAAACCUCUUGGAGUGGCUUUGAAUACGUUUGAUAUCAUUUCACGAGCACCCAGGCUGCAAAAUUUGCAUGCCGAGAUUAAAGUCUCCCAUUAUGGCGGCCAUGUCACCUAAAAUGAUGUUUAAAUAUUUCAAUGGACACAGUUGCAUGGCAGAACUGAAGUGGUUUUACUGAGAUUGUGGUUUUUGAUAACUUAUUGUAGCUAAUUUAAUAUCGAAGCAAUUUUGAAAGACAAAUCGUUACGAUUUUAACCUCGGGAAAUCAUGGUAAUGUAAAUUAUUCGAUAGUCUUACUUCUUUAAUGAAGAACUUUUCAAAGAAAAUUAAUUAAGGUUUUUUUACAUGUUGAAUGUUUUAUGUCGGCCCAUGCAGAAUACAUCAAUGAGUGAAAUUUCAUCCCCCGAGAGACACAAUUUAAAUUGACAUCAUAAAUAUCACUCAAAAAGUAAGUUUUCAUAACUUAUUGUAAGUGCUAAAUGAAUGAAUCCCAGUCAGCUUAUAAAAGGUCAAUUGCUAUUGCUCUGUUUUGACACGAUGCUUUGGAAUUCAUCAAACUUCUGUACAUCGUGUAAUGAGCAACUAAUAAUGUUGCUCAACGUUGAAUGAAAUUAAACAACUGUUUAAUGCUAAUUCAGAAAUUUAGUAUUUUUGAAUUCAAGAGACGCUUUGUGGCAAUUACUUGGAGAGUAAGGCUGUGUUUUAUUAUCUUUCAUUUAUUCAUUUAGUAUUUAUAACAACAUACCUCUGGGAGAACUUCCUUUGUGUGUGGUGUUUAGUUGUUUGUUCUCACUAAAAUUUCAAAAUGCCAUUUUCUAUUACAAUAUUGAAGAGGGUUGGGGUGAAAUUUCACGUCAUUAGUUGGGCUAAAAAACUCUUCAUGUAAUUAAACCUUUAACCAUUGAGUCUUCGUUUGCACUUCGUUUGGUAAAUUUCAGCAUUGAAAAAAGUCAAACAAAUAAAAUUUACUGCACUAGUUGCUAUGACAACACCCUAUACAAGUUAGAAAGCACAAUAAUGCAACACAAACUUACUUAUCUUUAAACUCUUUAGUGUGAUUUGAUUCUUCAGACAAAA